AUGAUGGGAUUUCUUUGGUAUUACCACUUCAAGAGCAAAACCCGUCAAGAUGGAUGUAGCCCAGAAGGUUUCUGUAAAGCUGCAAUGUUUUCUUUGCUCGUCAAGGAAGAGCUUGAAUCGUGGCCAGAACAGAACACUCGAAGUAGAAAUUGGCUAAGCAUACCUAAAGCAGUAGAGCGUUGCCGACAUCCGUGGAUGAGAGAUGCACUAGUAGAAGGCUUCUCUAAAUGGCAUGAUGAGACGAUAGAUAGAGGAAAAGAGUUCUUGGAUCAAGAUUGA
Messenger RNA from Ilex paraguariensis (yerba mate), 279 nucleotides. Lineage: Eukaryota; Viridiplantae; Streptophyta; Magnoliopsida; Aquifoliales; Aquifoliaceae. The record is from the annotation of a GenBank genome assembly.